CGAGUCCGGUCAAGAAUGGACAAAAAGUUCAGGUGUACGUCGAACUCWCUCUCCAGAAGCAAGCGAACUCUGUUAUUGUCGAUCAUCAUUUUCAUAUGCUAUUUUUCUUACUUGGCUCUUUUCUGUAUCAUUCCUCAGGCUUCAAAGAACACGCGUGACAAAGGAUAUCAAGAUGCCCGAUCCUAUUCCUGUCGAAGGCCAAGAGGCAGCCCUGGAACUUAUGCAAACCGGGCGUCUCUACAGAUAUAACACUGGCCCUGGCGAAGAAUCGGCUGUUUCCAUUUGCGAGAAAGAAAUCUGUGACUACACUGGCUUCAAGUACUGUGUUGGACUCAACUCGUGUGGAUCCGCAUUGAUGUUGUUGCUGAAGACGACUGGUCUGAAGCCUGGUGGCAAAGUUUUGUCGAAUGCUUUCACAUUUGGAGCGGUUCCAUCUGCCAUUGAGCAUGCGAAUGGAAAGGCUGUGUACGUCGAGUCCAACAAGGACCACGUCAUGGACGUUGCGGACUUGGAAUUGAAAUUAAAGGAAAAUCCCGACUGCGGCCACGUUUUGAUUUCUCACAUGCGAGGAAAGCUAGCCGAUAUGGAUGCCGUAAAGGAUCUUUGCGACAAGUACGAUGCCAUUUUGCUAGAAGAUGCUGCCCAUUCGUUGGGAGUAUUUUGGCAGGGUGAACACUCUGGCCACAAGGGGGUGGCAUGUGCCAUUAGUAGUCAGAGUUAUAAAAUGAUUAACUCCGGUGAGGGUGGAUUUUUGUUGACGGAUGAUCCUAGUAUUGCUGCCCAAACCGCCACUAUCGCGGGUGCCUAUGAAGGACUUUCGGUAAAGCACACUACAGUCCCACCUCCCGAGGCUUUCAAGGGAUUGUCCGUCAAACACCCCAAUUAUUCGAUCCGAAUGAGCAACUUGGCAGCUGCUGUUAUUCGCCCCCAAGUCGGCACUCUGGAAGAACGUAUCGAAAAGUACAACAGGCGGUACUACAUGGUUGUAGAUAAACUCGAAUCCAGCAGUGUAGGAAAACAUUUGUACGUUCCGAAAUUGACCCCCGGAGUCACCAGAAUGGUACAUGAUUCCAUUCAAUUCAACUUGGGAGAAAUCUUUACCGAGGAAAUGACGCAAGACUUUAUCGACGAAUGUGGUUCCCAUGGUCUUCCCGUGGAACUGUUCGGRCACAAGUCGAACGCAAGAAAUUUUGUGAACUGGGGAUUCGCUCCAGCUGAAGACCCUUUGCCKCAAACCGCAGAAAUGUUGUCGCGUGCUUGCGACUGCCGAAUGCCCUUGAUGUGGGAAGACGAAGACUUUAAUGRUUUGGCCAAUGUGAUCAUCGAAAGUCUCGAGGCAGUACUUGCAAAGAAUAAAAUGGACGCGAUAUAAAMAGCUGAAAUAAAGUCGCCAUCCUUCUUCCAAAUACCCAAAAUAUCGGACCCAAAGUUCGUGAUGACACUUGUGGCUCAUCGACUGCAUGUGCAAUAAGACUACAACCUCACA
Pseudo-nitzschia multistriata is the source of this 1486-nucleotide messenger RNA. NCBI's taxonomy places the organism in Eukaryota, Bacillariophyta, Bacillariophyceae, Bacillariales, Bacillariaceae. The record is from the annotation of a GenBank genome assembly.